Molecule: messenger RNA, 16435 nt
Organism: Lymnaea stagnalis (great pond snail)
Lineage: Eukaryota; Metazoa; Mollusca; Gastropoda; Lymnaeidae
Source: the annotation of a GenBank genome assembly
CAGACAUGUAGACACUGCCUUUUAAAAUAGUAUGUGUUAUUGUUAGGCAGAGCUUGGGCUUACAUUUCAUUAGCUUUUUCUCAGACCACUGACACUCUCAAGUUGAGGGGUCACUGCCUUGUGAGUUGGUAUUAGUAUUAAUUAAUUAAUGAAUAAUAUCAGUAUGAAAAAAAAAAACUAGCUGAAUCGAAAACAGUCAGUUAAGCCUACCUGUACCUAACUUAUUACUUAUUAAAUUAAACUUAAGACUUAAGUCAUUUGUCACUUAUCUCAUUAUUAUUUUAAGUACAUUAAUACUAAUAGUCAUUAAAAACAAGAACAUCACUAUCACUGAAUCACUAAUAAAUAAAGUCUGUGGUAAAGUGUUAAAUGAUGAAUGCUGUUUAAAUCUAAUUUAACGUAUUUACAAUUGUAGGGAUACUUAACUAAGGCUAAGUUCCGGCUAAGGUAUUAAUAUUGUGCAGAAAAUGUUGUUUUUUUUUAAAUUUCAAAAAUUAUUUUUUUCUAAUUUAAAAUUAGUUGUUUUUCUACAAUCUAAUCUACAUUUAAUUCAAUUUCCUUGGCUUCAUAGACAGAGUGUCUCACUGCCCUUCUGCACAUACUUUUUUUGAGUAAUGACAGUAAUGUAUGUGUUGUAGAAAUUUAAAAUUCAUUUUCUACUUUUUAGUGUAUUUAAUGCUUAUCUUUUUUAAAAGCAAAUCUAUCUGAUCUGGAGUUCAUAAUGAAAAUUUUUAAUUUGCUCAACUCAAGCACAGCCCAAUUGUUUUCUUCUUGCAAGGUGAGUCCAGUGUCUCUUGAUUUCUCGACUGCCAUUUUAUUCACUUCCUCCAAGUCUGCCUACUCUGGUAACACACUGCUCUGGUAACACCCUGUUCUUGUUUUAAACUAUUCUUGUAGUACCCAUUUCUGAUGCCACCCUUCUGUGACACCAUGUUCUGGUGGCAACAUCUUCUGUUUGCAAUAUACUAUGUCAAAUUGUUCUGGCUAGUGACACCCCGUUUUUGUUGCACUGUGUUCUGAGGGCACCCUGCUCUGGUGAAAACCUGUUUCUGUGGGACACUGUUCUGUUGGUUCAUUGCUCUGGUGACACUCUGCAGUGGUGACAAUCACUGUGGCAGCCUUCUAUGUAAGGAUUCUGCUCUUUUGAUGCCCUGUGGUGAUGGCGCCCUGGUCUGGUGUCAUCAUAUUCUGGUGGCACCCUGUUAUUGUAUUUAACUGAGUUAUGUUAUGGAAAAGCCUCAUGCAAUCUCUGUCAAAUUUUUUUUUUUCAUUGGGUAUCAUCCCCUUUUCUUAGGUUGUCAACCAGUGCUGUCUGCACCCCACUAGUGACGCCACUGGUAAGUCGCUCUGGUAAGUGAAAGUAAUUUUCUUAAACUUAAGAGCUUUGUUUGGACCUGAACAUAAGUUAAGUUUAGCUUUUAUUAUAAGUUUAUAAAUAAGUGUUUGUAACUUUAGCCCAAAAUGAAUAAAAAUAACUUGUUUUAAAAUUAAUAACUUCUACAGGUAUGUGAAGAUGGGAGACAAUGAUCAAUCCCCAAUUAUAGAUCUGGAUGCAAUGGGAAACAAUGAUCAAUACCCAAAUACAGAUGUGGAUGCAAUGGGAGAAUUGACUCUGUCAUCUAUAGAGUAUGGAGCUGGUGAAAAUGUGAUCAUAAGUUAUUUCUUCUUGCCCUACUUUCUUAGAAUUAUAUAAAAAGUUAAAUCUAAAAUUAGUCAAAUAAUUUUGGAGUUCCCCAUUUAUGACAUUGACAUGAUUUAUUCUUUGCUAUUGUUUUACCCUUAGACAUGUCAGAUUUCUUCCUUUACAUGCUAGUGCAAUGCUAGGACGUAAUCAGGCUAAUUGUUAUUAAUUAUAGGGACCAAAGAUAAAUCCCCGGACCCAUACAUACAUAGCUAACAGGCCUGUUGCUCUACUCAUUUCAAAUCAUUUACGGCUAAUUAAUUUAACCUAAUUUAAAAAUUAUUACUUUUAUGAACAAAAAACGGAUUUAAAAUUACAGAAGAAUUUUAUUGAGGUUCCCUGAGCUUAAUUUUUUGCUCAUAGUCUUAGCUACAGUUUUUUUGUUUUUUUUUAAAAUUUGGUAUGAAUGAAUAACAGUUUAUUUGAAUAUUAUAUUUACAUGGAUAAAAACAUAGACUAGGUAUGGUGUCUCUGAUAGAACAUAUACGCACAUAGUGAAUCCAUGACACAAAUCUUAUGCCAUUGCAAUCAUUGACAUCAAGUCCAACCCAAUGCCAAUGUCACAAUCAUGCUUCCAAUGCUUCGACUCUACACUAAUUUAGAAGCUGUUUUAUAUAUUUUAUAUGAGUUUUUAAAGGAUCAAUUCAAUUCCUUCUCUAGGUGAAUGAUGACAGUGAGAUGCCAGCGCUACAAGAUGAGCGAUUUGGAGAAAGGUAGAAUCUUAUUACUGUUCAUACAUGAUGACUGAAAGAUGCCAGGGAAAAUCAAACCAAUUUAAUCAGCUUAAUCAAUAAAAAUUAUAAACCAGUCUAUUUCCCACUUGAAAACAAAAAGCUAAAAUAAAAAAUGAUAGCCGAAUUGUAGAUAAUUAUAUAUGCUACAAGUAAGCAACUUAGAAUUAUCGUCAUGGUGACAUUUAGUGACUUUUACGCCAUGUUGACAUUUAGUGACCUUUACAUCAUGGUGACAAUAAGUGACUUAAUUACUUUUACAUUCAAACAAUUACCCCAGAUUCCCUAGAAAACUGUUUUAUACAGUUAUGUCCUCUCCGAACUUCCCAUUCCAUUUCCCAAAUCCCACUGAUGUGUGGCAUGUCAACAAAACUCUUUUUAAUACUGUAACCUCUCUCCCCCCUCCCCCCUUUUUUUGAAAACAUUUUAGCACAUGGCAAGUAUUUGUUGAAAAAUAGUGGGCAAUACAUUUGAUACUUUUUUUUAAUUUAGAAAAGAUAAUUUUUUAAAAAUUUGAAUUACUUUUAUUUCAUCAGUUUUUAUGCACUAUUACAAACAUAGUUUUAAAGGUUGUCAUUAAAUUUGAAAAAUAUUUGUUCAGAUUAGAGUGACUAGAAGUUUGAUAGGAGAUUUCAUUAAAUUUUGAAAUAUUUGAUAUAGUGUUAAUAGUAAAGCUUUUUUUUUUAAAAAAACAUAAUUUUUUUCUUCUUAUGCCUUUUAGUUUUAGGGUCUGGGUUAUUAUUCUUAAAAAUGUAGGAACCCAUGGUAUACAUUUUUAUUAGAUUGUAUUUUUCAAAUCACUUUUUGAAAGAUGAUGUUCCGGGAGGAACUGAUCUUUUUGACGACCAAUAAAAUCUUACACCAGUUGAGGUAUAGAAAUAUUUAGUAUUUUUAACAUAUGGGGCUGUGUGGUCAAGUGUGUUGACAUAAGAUGACAUACACACUAGUGGGCGAGAGUUUGAACCCCAGAGAUUUACAGAGAAAUCAUCACCUGUACUCAGGGCAGAUGGACUUAUCAUCAUGCAUAAAGACUUCUAAGAGAAGGAAAACUAUGACAGGCCCAUGAAGCCACCGCUUUGUGGCAGUGUAAAGAAAGCUGCCCAAGAAAACAAAAAAGAGAAAAAAAUCAGAUGUGUGACCUCCAGUCUAACCAAUGUACCUCCUGCAACACCUUCCCAUUACAAGUGGACCGAACAACCUCAACAUUACAGCAACUGAAAUAGCCUGAGUCAUUGGAAUUGUAAUACAAAUAUUUUGACAUAUUCAUUUUUAUAGAUAUAUACUCCAUCAAACGAUAUGCACAAAUUUGUUCCAUCAGAUUCGGCAAGGACUUUGAUUUCAUCAAAGAAAUUGCAUCUGGUUCUUUUGGUCGUGUUAUUGAGGCAUCUAACAGAAUAGAUAAAAAACACUAUGCAAUAAAGAUCAUUCAACUUCCAAAAAGGUAGAAAUUAUGAAGUAUACCCAUUUGUUAACAAAACUAAUAUUCCAAAUUUAAUGUAAACACCACUGCACACUCUCGUUAACAGUGUACUGUUAAAUAUGAAAUAUAAUAUUCCCUAGUUAUAUUAUUAAAAUAAAUUAACAUUAAAUUUCUAUUAAUAUCCUUUUGUAAUUCAUUAUGGAAUAUACAUUUCUUAUGUUUCUCUCAAGCAAAGAUGCAGAGAAAAAAGUCCUCGGGGAGGUGAAAACUAUGGCUAUUUUAAAGGAUGAUCACAUUGUGGGAUACAACACAGCUUGGAUUGAUCCAUCACCUGACGGUCAAAAGUCACAUCUGUACAUUCAGAUGGAGCUUUGUGAGAAAACUCUAAAUGACUGGCUUUUUGAAAAGAAUACUCGGGAUCGCAUUCAAGUAUUGACUUACUUUCGACAAAUUGUCUUGGCUGUUGAUGCUAUUCACAGCAAGAGCUUCAUCCACAGAGAUUUAAAAGUGUGUAAAAUAUAACAAACAUUUAUAUGUAUAUAUAUAAGCACACAGUAUAUAGGAUCUACUUGUUCAUACGACUGUUAAUUCAUAAGUCAAAUCCCUCAGUUGAUAAACUAUGGUCAAUUUUCGCUCAAUUAACUUUUUUCUGGCAGAGCUCCCCAUAAAGCAUGACUGACUGGGUUUAAAUCAGCACUGUUAGUUGACCACCUUACACUUCAAUGAUGGUGAUAGUGUUCUAAUUUAAAUGCAAAAAGUUGGCAAUGUCCCGUUCUGGCAAUGACAUUUAGCUUGAGUAUCAUGAAGUGACCGGGGGGUAGAGGGGGGGCUGUCAGGAUCAGAGUUUUCCCAUUAUCUGAAGCACCAACUGAAGCAAAGAUCAGCUGAUGUUGGCAAUGACCAAGCUUUGGAGAAAUAUUUUGAAAUUCUUUAUUGACAGUAGCAUAAAUAGAUGAUGUCCACUCUAUGGAAAAGUUUAUUGACAUUUUUCAUCAUAGAUCAGCAAAAUUGCUAUAUUUAACAAAAUAAUUAAACUAUAUAUUAUACAAUCAUAUCCUCUUUUUUUUUGCCCAACCUGUAUAAACGUAUAUGUGUGGUUAUAUAUAUUUAUAUAAAUACCUAUGUGUGUACACAUUUUUUUAAAGAUUACAUAUUUUAUACCUGAAAAGGCAAAAAAGGUUGAGUAUUUUGAUUUUAUUUUUAACUCUCAACACAGCCCACAAACAUUGUAAGCUCUCAGAGACUAGUGAGUUAACAUUAUUGAUUGUGAGUGUGAUAUCAGUAUGAAUUGGGAAUGAGAUAUUUUAAACAAUAUAGUUUACUUUCAGUGGUUAUUAAACUCUUUUAAUUUAAUUAAUUAUCUGUAAUUUAUUCAUUCUCAGCCAUCAAAUAUUUUCAUCUCCAAAAAUGGAGUAAUGAAAGUGGGGGACUUUGGACUGGUGACAAUUCAUAGUGUCAUAAAUGAAUUGGAACAAGAUGCUGAGCCAGGCACGACUAACAUACACUCUAGACACAAGUACACACGUUUGUAUGCCAGUCCUGAGCAAGUAAGUUCAAUUAGUUUAAGUCAGAUUCAAUAAUAUAGCAAUAACAUGAAAUGCUAAUGGACCAUAAUAACCAAGACAAAAAAUAGUUGGUGGUAAUGUGGGGGAUGGUGCUUUUCCCCCUACUUUUCCUACUAACUAUAGAGAGGAUGAUAAAGACAAGGUAUCUAGUGGACUGUCCUUAGCUUACUAUACUUUUCCUACUAACUAUAGAGAGGAUGAUAAAGACAAGGUAUCUAGUGGACUGUCCUUAGCUUACUAUACUUUUCCUACUAACUAUAGAGAGGAUGAUAAAGACAAGGUAUCUAGUGGACUGUCCUUAGCUUACUAUACUUUUCCUACUAACUAUAGAGAGGAUGAUAAAGACAAGGUAUCUAGUGGACUGUCCUUAGCUUACUAUACUUUUCCUACUAACUAUAGAGAGGAUGAUAAAGACAAGGUAUCUAGUGGACUGUCCUUAGCUUACUAUACUUUUCCUACUGAAUACUUUUGUUGGAUAGUGAUGAAGACAAGUCAUCUAGUAGACUGACUUUAGCCUACUUUACCUUUCCUACUGACUAAAAAUAAUAAUAAUAAUAAAGUGUAUUUCAAAAACACGCUUCAUCCCCAAAGGCUCGAAGCGCGGUAGAUAGAGAGGAUGAUAAAGACAAGGUAUCUAGUAGACUGACUUUAACCUACUAUACUUUCCCUGCUAAACAAUGGUUGGAUAUUGAUGACAGCCUUCAACCAAUUAAAAGACUUGAGCUUUGUCUAUGACUAGGGAUUAGAGAGGCGUAAAAUUGUUUAUAAUUCUAACAGAUACCCAGAGUACUUAAAUUUUAAGAGUUUGUCUUUCAUUUUUCAGCUUGAAGGCGAGUGCUACGACUGCAAGGCUGACAUCUUUUCACUGGGACUCAUCUAUCUGGAACUCUGUAUUCCAUUGCAAGUUGAGGAGAGAGAGGACAUGUUUAAAAGAGCGAGAGAAGGACGAUUUCCAAGAGAGGAAAGAUUCCCAGACCCCAGGGUAAUUAUGUAAUUACUUUAUUUAUUGUAAUAUGAACAAUUUACUUAGUUUUAGUAACGAAUAUGUUCUACAAAUAUACACCUGUGCAACAGCUGAAUGUGAAAAUUUGGCAGGGGAGGAAGCUUGAGAAGUACCCCAGACUUAUUUACUGUGGAGUUUUGGUGGCCUAACACCCCAUCCACUCCGUCUACUCCUGAACGUCUUCUGUGGGGGGGGGGGGGGGGGAAUAGAAAUAUGGUCCUGAAAAGACAUACAAUCAGACUGUAAAAAUCAUCUAGUACUAACAGUUCUUGAUUUAUGAAUAUUUGCUAAGACCAAAAUUAAAAGUUUUUUUAAUACAUUAUAUAAUUUUGGAUAUGAUUUAUAUUAAAAUUAACUAUUUACGGUUGUAUCUUGUUUCACUUUUGCUUACCGUUUUUUCUCAUUUAGUUUAUUUUUGAAGUAUAUCCAUGAAAUAAAACGUACACAUUCAGUAUGUAAUAAAAUGCCUAUUUUAUUUAAGAAUUACAGCUAAUAUAUAGGAUGGCUUUGUAUGAGUAUGCAAAUGGUGAAUAUUGUGUUGGUUUCACACAUAAUGAUUAACAACGAACAUAACUUGUUUGCAAAUCGAGAACUGCCUGUAAAUGAGAUCUCACACUUGUUGACCUAUCUAAAUAGUAGUAAAGCUACAACCACACAAUAAAAAACAUGUCUAAGAAAGAAACUUCAUUGGUCAGGUUCAACUGUGACGUAUAAAACUCUGAUUUGAAAUGCAAAUCCUCUCAUCUCCGUAUUUAGGAACUGACCAUCUGUCAUUUUAUUUGAAAAAAUUCUUUUGUCAGUGAUUGGCUAAGCAAAAAGAAUCAUUAAAAAAUUUGUCCUAUUAUUAGUUUUAUUUUCAUUACCAGUUGUGGAACAGGAAAUAAUUAAUUUUGUAGGAAUAAACAGCCUUAAAAAUAAGAUAAACUGCUCAUUUUAUGAAUAGAGAAUUGUUCAAACUUUGAGUUGUUGCUUUAACCAUUUUACCAGUUGUUGACAGCACAAAAUAUUCUGAUACUUUUUCUUACAUCAUAUGAGCUCUUUGUGCAAGUAGUUGCCGCUAUUAAGUGGAAUUCCAAAUGGAACCUCUAUUGCAUCAGCUUCUUUCACAACACCAUCUCAAUUGUCAUUGUUUUCAAAUGCCUUAAGAUCUUCUUUGUUGGAUUUUAGCAGAAGCUCUGCUGAUAAAUAAUCAACUGAUGAGUUUUGUGAUUCUUGCGACAGUGAAUUGACUGCCCCCAAUAACUUUUCUGAUGAGUUUUGUGAUUCUUGCGACAGUGAAUUGACUGCCCCCAAUAACUUUUCAGCCACAUGCAGAAAUGAUAUUGAAUUAAUUCUUUUUCGCAACCUUAGAGAUUCUUGUAUGUUCAACUCACCAUACUGGUGGAACACUCAAAUCUUGUAUGUUCAACUCACCAUACUGGUGGAACACACAAAUCUUGUAUGUUCUACUCACCAUUCUGGUGGAACAUAAUUAAAAGUUAUAAUUAAUUAGCACCGGUACAUGAUUCUCAGACACCCUUUAUAUGUACAUAUUAUGUUUUAAAUUCUUGUCUAGUGCAGAGAUCUUCUACAUGAUAUGCUUGUAAAGAAUCCUGCAAGAAGAUCAACAGCCAAGGAUAUCUUAAAACAUCCAGUUUUAUAUCAAAAUAAAAAUAAAUUUGCAAUACAUGGAAACCAAAGUAAGUAAGCCUAUUAUACUAUUGCAGGAAAAUUAUAUUAAUUUAGCUCCCAGCCUUAACUCUUUCUCUCACGAUCAAUGCUUCCAUCGUCGAUUUUAAGUUAAGCUUCUGUCUAGUACUAGUAAUGAAAGUUUCGGAAAGAAAAAAUAAUAAUUCAUCAGCUUAUGAACAACCAGCGCCCAACCCCCCCCCCCUUUCUUCCCCAGCUAAAGUAUCUUGUAGAAGAGCUAAUACUGUUCUUACUAUAUAUAAUUUAGAUUCUAAUUUUAAAAAAGCUGCUGAUCUUGCACUAAAACUGAGUGCAAUUUCAGAUUUUUCCCUAUAAGAAAUGUAGAUAUAAAUUUGGAGCUUGUAUAGCGACUAGUAAGUCAAAACACCUUGACUGUUCUUUUUACUUUGCUAGACACAUUAUUCACAAAGUUUGUACUCUCAAUAGAUAAGUAUGCUCCUUUAGGAUUAAAAUCGACACUCCAAAAUUCAAGAGAUCUAUUUUUAUAGACUGGAAAACCUUUCAAUAAUUAUGAGACCUGCAAAUUGCUAGCGAAUGUUUUUGUUACAUUUUGGAUUAUAAAUUUCUAUUUGUGUGACUUGGAAUGCGUGUUUGGCGAACAUUUGUUGAAUUUUUUUAUUUAAAAUUUAUAUUUCCCUCAAAUCAAAAUCAUGUUUAUAUAUUAAAAUUUAAACCUAAGUCUGUAUUGCCUGUAAAGAGCAUGCAUUCCCCAUUUACUCCAUACCAAACAUAACAUUUUCUAAUGAAAAAUAAAAACAUGGUAGUGCAUAACAAAUUUGCAAAAUGGAUGAUUCAGUGAGAACGAGGAAAAUAUUUCCGGACACAAAGAGUUAAGAAGACAUUAUCAGAAUACUCUAACUCAGAGCUUUCCAGCCCAUGUGUCGUGACAUGUUGAUGCAUACAUGUCAACCUGUAUGUUUUACCCAUACUUUGUACAGUAUUUAUACAGUUGUCGGCCACAAAGGCUUUUGUACAGGAUUUUCUCUGGAUUUAGGAAGAAAUAUUUUGUGCACAAGAUAGACAUACAAUUCUGGUGAAUUUCACCUUGGACAACGAGAAGCUUAAAUCCUUUUGGUCUGUUCAAAAUGACCAAGUUGAGGAUCAGUGGACAAAUGCUUUUGGUCUGUUCAAAAUGACCAAGUUGAGGAUCAGCUGACCUUCUAAAUUUAGAAACAGGGCAGUUUCAUUGACGCCAUUCAUUAAUACUAAGAUGGCCAACAGCAUUGUCUGGUAAUAACAACAACUCACCAUCAUCAUCAGUGGCGUUACAGCCCAUGUAGCUCCACCUGUUUCACCACAUCCUUCCAUUCAGAUCGAUCCAUGGCUUUCCGCCUCUAUGCGCAAACCCUGCAACUGGUGUAAGCCCUUCUCUACAUCGUCAAUCCAUCUCAGUCUUGGUCGACCGGUGAGCGUCUCCCCCUAGGGUUCUGCCUGUAUAUUACUUUUGCUUCUCUACAAUCCGGCAUCCUUUCAAUAUGUCCUGUCGAGCGCAAUCUUCCUUGUUUUUUAUUGUUGCGUCUGUGGGUGGGUCUUUGUACAAUUGGUAUGGCUCUUGGUUUAUGCAGAUUCUCUAAAAAUCACUGUCUGUCACUGGGCCCUAUAUUUUCCUCUCCCAUGUAUUGAGCAGGUUCUCUGCUUUUCUGUUAAGGGACCAAGUCCACGUCUUCCUACCAUACGUUACUACUGUAGUGGUAGUGGUGUAUAUUUUCAUCGGGUGAAAAGUAAGGUUAUAAGUUGAAGGUAAACUCAAUAACUUUGUCAAGACGGACAAACUUUGUUUUACUACAUUAAUUUAAAUUCAGGAACUUGUAUUAAUACAGCUAGCAUAAUUAACCGAAAUGUUAGCUCUGACUGCUAAAAAACUACAUAUACAUCUCUAUCAAAUUAAGAACACAUGAGAUGUGUCAUAUUAUCUGUGUUGUUAUUACAGUUGACAUUUGUGUCUGCAUCUCUUAGAUAGGAGCUUAGUUUAAUCUCCACUACUCAUAAAACUUCAUCAAACAACCCUUCAAAACAAUUUUUAAAAAUAAAUCCUUUAUAAAUAUAAAAUGUAACAUCGCGCAUGGAAAGGGGGUGGAGGGGGGGUGUUUGUGCUGAAAAUGCAACAAAACAUGCAUACAGGUAACACACUUUAUAAGAAUCCCCACUAGUCCCCCCACCCCGGGCUCGCAGUCGCACUUUUUUUCAUGCUCCUGAACUAUAUUAAUAUUUUAAGGGCCCACCUGCUUUGACACCGCAGAUUUAAUUCACCAACUAUUUCAGAAAAACAAAAGAAAAUAUUAUGCACCAACGCACUUGCAAUUUUUAAAGUUUUUAAGUUAAAAAAAAAAAAGACUCACUUAGCGCAGUUAUCCUUUCAUGUUCCCCUUGAAAAACAAAAAAAAAACUGAUUUUGUGGGGUUGGGUUGGGGGGUGGGACCAAACGUUUGAUAGAAUGUGUUGUGAUUUGUUGUACUGAAAUAUUACAUUGACUGUAAGGGACCCAGCUGUUGCUCUUUGAUGGCCCCGACAAGUAUGGAACAGGCCUGCCUCAAUCGUCUCUAGUGGAGCCCCCCUGUGCUCAUUUUGGAAACUCGACUUGUUAACCGGUGUGUUUGAUAAGGUCAGACAUAUAUCAGGUGGUUCGCCGCUAUCCUGGGAUGAUCUCUUUUGGAUCAAGCGUAUAUUCUCCCUGUUCCCUGGUAAAGGGUGCUUGUUCUCGAGUGAAUCGACCACAUCCAUAAAGGAGGGUCUUUUAAGCCUUGUCCGCUUUACCCAGCGAUCAGGUUUCCAUUCUUUCCAUUCAACGGUAUCGCUCUACGGUCAUUAGGAUAGCUUUGUCCCUCCUGAUAUUUAUUUUGAUUAUUUUGUGUAAAAUUCAAAUAUAUUCAUGUUGUAAGAAUCAUUCUUAUUUGGAAAAUGUCUUUUAAAAAUUGUGUGCGUAACAUAUUGUUUUUCUUUCUUUUUUCAUCUAUCUCAUAAGUUCAGUAACUACAUCUAAAUGGUUUGAGAAGGCACUAACUGUAAAAUAUUUUAAUUUCAGGCACUCAUUUUCAUAACAUACAAGCCAAACAUCUGGUGAUUGGAACAGGAGCUGUGAUGAACAUCAAUUGUGGACUCGGAAACCAGACUAAGAAAAUUAAGAUUUCCCCUCAAAAACCAUUGACUAGUAAGUAUAAUGUUGUUGAGUCUAGAGGUAUAAUUAAAUUAAGCAUGAUGACACGUUGUCAGCAUUGAAACAUUCCUUAAUUCUGAAAGUAAGACUGAAGACAUCAAUUUACAUAGAUCACUUCCACUGUCAAGUAAGUUGGUUUGAAAGGUCCACUACCUUGUUCUGUUUCUCAACCCCUUCAUCUCCCAAGUGCCAGCUGGUGGUGGCAGGACUCCUCAUGAUACCUCUUUGCCAGCUUUAGUCAUAAUCUUCAGUAGACAACAAAUCCUAAAGACCCAGAAUAUUCUUUGUGUUGUGUACAGCUUGCGUUAAAUCGUAUCACAAUGUGACCUUCCCCAGUCUUCUUUUUUCAGACAAUAAUUUUUUUAAGGCUAUCGGUUCAAAAUAACUGUUAUUCAGCCAAAACUAUAUAUCCAUGUUAUGGUUCUUUGCCAUGCACUCACAAAAGAAUUUUUAAAACUAUGAUAAAAUAACAUUUGCUCACUUGAAAUUAACUGUUUCAUCAUUAUAACGCUAAAAAGAAGUAACUCAAAGAAAUUAUUCCUUUUUUAAGUUAACAGUUCAAUCAAACUUAACUAACUCUUUCCCAAUACCUGGUACUAGCCCAACAAAGUUAUUCCUGCAAUAAUUUCUCUUCAUUGUAGUUUAUUUAUUGUUCGAAUUGAUUUGCUUAUCUUGUUUUGAAAUUGACACAAGCCCUGUCCAUGUUAUGUACAGUUCAGUUAUUUAGUUUAUCAAAUUUAGAUAUUCAUGAAGAUAAAGCAUUUCCUAAAAAUAAUGCAGUCUAGCAGUUUGUGUAUAUUUCUCCCACUUUUUACAUAAAUUUUCUUUUGUGAUUUUUGGAAUAAUCAGAACAAGUAGAUGAUAUUGUAGUUUUUUAAGGUUCAAGAAUUACUGCUUUAAGAGUGAUUAUUGUUUUGGUAUGUGAAGUUGUGAAUCUGAAUGUCAUUAAAUAUUUCUUGCCUAUUUCAAGUUUGCAUUGCUUUUAUUUUGUAAUGUCAUAUACGAGUCAUCUCCUCAUAUUCUUGUAUUUCAAUUUGAGUUGUUUCUUGCUCUCCCAAAACUUGUUCUUUCUCCCCAUUAUCUUCACUAGUUCUUUUUUUAGUCAGACAAAUAACCUUCGUUUACAGUAUUGUCCACACAAAUAGCUUCAAAAGAUGAUUUGUUUAGCUUCCUUAGAUACAUAAUCCAUGGUAAAAUGCCAGCAAGGCUGAGGAAGUGUAGAACUGUGAAUAAUUACUUGCUCAGAAAUUGACUAACAAAACCACUACCCUAUGGUUUUGGAUGUUACCCUUUGUGGUGUAACUAAGGACUAUGUCAAUUUAAAUGUGGCUAAGUAUGGCCAACACCAGUAGAGGGAACAGAGUUGAGAUAAAUCACCUUAGAUGAUAUCACUUCUAGAAAAAAAAAUCUUUUCCUUAUCUCUGAAUUGCAUUGCCAUGUACUGAAAGUUUGCAUGUUGAAACCAAAACUAGGUUUGCACCGAUUAGCGAAUAGGUUGAUAACAAAUUAAUCGGCCUGAUAUAUUCACCCGAUUAAUCUGUCGCCAUUAUUUAUUUAGCUUUGAAAUGCCUAUUGAAAGGAUAAAUUAUAGGUAAUUCUUAUAUUAUUAAUAUAUCAUAAUUUAUCAUUAUAAUAGAACUGAUAUUUGGGUUACAGAGUAAUGGUGAAUCAUUAUGAAAAUAAGCGGCUCAAGAAAUAGAAGGGAGUAGACAAACCCAUGACCCAAAUCCUCUUCUGCAAAGUUAAUUUCGAAUCAUUCAGUGACAUGGCUAGAACUAUGCCAUUUAUUAGAAAAGCUUAUCGCACACACCCAAGGCUGACAUUAUUCAAGUUUCCUAGCAGUUUUAUGGGGCAAAGCAGCACCUGGAGUAACUUGUCGUCAUAUACGGGUCAUGAGUAGACAUAAGCCGCACCUGGGGUAACUUGUCAUCAUAUAUGUGUCAUAGAGUAGACAUAAAUUUAUAGUAAAAUUAAAUACAGUUUGCAAAAAUUCACAUUUUGAAACAAAAUUAUAUUCCUCUUUUCAUUGUCCAAAAAAAAAUAAAUCUAAAAUAGUACUAGUAACUAUAGUCUGGGCAGUGGGCGGCAAACCACGGCUCCAGAGCCACAGCCGCAUGCAGCUCUUUUGACAGAAUACAUGCAGUUUUUUAAUUUUUGCUAAUGUGGUUCCCAAAAUAUUUUCUUGGCAGCUAUACUUUAUUAAAAAAAUGUUGCCAGCCAGCCCUUGGACUAGGACAAACAGUCACUUGCCUGCUUCAUUACCAGCCACCUAACACUAAAAAAACUCUGCAGUUUGCCGCAAAUGCUGCCCCUCAAUAUAUUGAAAAAAAAAGUGCUGCCUAUGGUCAAUGGCCAAGCUGCACACCCUUCCAACAUCAGUGAUUGUGAGCAAUCUAACCCUGUGGUUAAAGGAAGAGCAGCAUAUGACCUAACACGCUAGUGCAGCUUUCACUGCUAGGAAAUAACCAAGCAAAAACAUCUGAAGAGUUUGUUGCAUCAUAUCAAACUAUGGAAGACUUGGGAGCUCAGGAAAAAAAAGAGUAAUUUUAUAUAGGGGGCCGCCAUGUCCCGUGUAAACACUGAGGAGAUCUCAGGAAAAAAAAAGAAUAAAUGGAUGGGGUUGGUGUCAUGUAGGGUAGCACACUUUGUCUUGGAAAUACCUUAUCUAGUACGUUGAAAUCACAUUAAACAAUAUUUUAUUGAAAUUAUCUAAAUUUACAUCUCAUAUCUAGAGUAGGCUGAUUAGCUGAUUAAUCUGUCCCAAAAAGCUGAUUACAGAUUACUCUGUAAAAUGGCAUAUUGGGCCAAUUACCGGCACCGAUUAUCUGCCGAUCAAUCUGUGCAACCCUAACCAAAAGCCCAAAACCUUUGAAAGGGAAAUGUAAAAAUACAUUUUAAAUAUCACAUUUAAUGAAACAAAGCAAUGAAUCAUCAAUUUAAUUUUAAAAUUUUAUUAUCCUGUCACCAUUUUUAUGUGCAUUAUUAGUAGCAAGUUGUGAUAUAUUUUUGGUUUAUUUCCUCUUCAGAAUCACAAGAGCAGCCAUCAACUGAUCAGUUACUGGAUAUCAAAGAAAAAGUUGGUCAAGACUGGAAAGAUCUGGGUCGUCGGCUUAAUUUUGAUGACUCGGUUUUAGAACAAAUGCAUGAAGAGAAUCAAACACUUGAUGAACUUAUCUAUCAAAUUUUGCGCAGAUGGAAGCAAAGAGAAAAUGUAAAUGCAACUAGAGAACGACUUGCUCAAGUAUUUAUGAAACUUGAUCGUGGUGAUCUGGCAGAUAUACUGGCAGAUGAUUGAACAAAUGAUCAGUUUGGGAACGCCUCAGUAUUUAUAUAACUAUAAAUAGAUUGAGGUGUUCUGACAGAUGAUUGAAGAUAUGAUAUUCAUUGAUCUCGCCAAAGUUAAUGAACCAUGAUUUUUUUUUCCCUUAUCACCAUGAUGUUCAUAGUUCAAUUGCUCAGGACAUUAUGAUUAUGUCGAGAUUGAUCUUAGAUUAUCACUGUCAGCUCUGUGUCAAAGGAAUACAUGAUAUUAAUUUUGAAUUUUGAGAUUGGACUAUUUUUUUGUUGUUGUUUGUUUGUAUCAUGAGCUGCCAUGUUUUAAGACAAGGAAUACUGACCAUGGCGUCAAUUUGAGUUUUUCUUAAUUUUUUUUUUUUUAAUUUCAAAUAUAUUUUUUGAAAUAGUUUUUUCCCUUGAUCACACGAUGUAAGGCUGUGAUAUUCAAGAAACUUUAUACUGGAAGAGAGUAGUGGUAAAGUACAGGUAAUUGCAAGUUAGCUUAGCCAAAUGAAAUUGGUGACAGUAAACAUUUGGUGCCACAUAUUUACAAUGUGUAUAUAUAUCCUAAAAAAUAUACCAGAUCUAUUGCUGUUUCUGCUAAGUGAUUGGUAUUUGUAGUGUGGACUUGUUUUACUGUCAUUAAAUGAUUUUUGAAAGAUACAUUAAGCUUUUAAUUAAACAUGUACUUUUUGGUUCUGUAAUGGUUACAUGUAAUCGAUCAUGAAUCUAGAAAAAAGAUAAUAGGUUUUUGCAGAAAUUGUUUAUAUUGUAAUCCAGUUACUAUGAAAGCAAUAUUUUUGAAAUUUUAUUUAUAUAGAACUAUAAAUUAUCUUCUUUACCAAGAAUAAAAACUAUGCAGAUAUUAUUCUAUGAUUCCAUAUGUUUCCACAUAUUUAACUCUGAUGAUCACAUUCUCAUUAUCUGUAUGAAUGAUCAUUUUUAUAAACAUUUAAUUUUCAAAGGUUGAUUUCAUAAAAAUUAUAUUUUUUCAGACGAUCUUUAAAUUGUAUUGAUAUUUGCACAAUUUCUAUCCAUACGAAUUGAGAAAAAAUAAUUGAUGUCCUCUGUCUUUUUCGUGUUAAUUUCUCACUGUAAAUUAAUAUCCAAAACUAUUGUCUUAGGUUUAAAAAAACAACAUCACUUGACUUGAUAGUCUUGUAUCACUUGACUUGAUAGUCUUGUAUCACUUGACUUGAUAGUCUUGUAUCACUUGACUUGAUAGUCUUGUAUCACUUGACUUGAUAGUCUUGUAUCACUUGACUUGAUUGUCUUGUAUCACUGGACUUGAAAUUCUUGUAUCACGUGACUUGAUAGUCUUGUACCACUUGAAUUGAAAUUCUUGUAUCACUUGACUUGAUAUUCUAGUAUGACUUGGCUUGAUAUUUUUGUAUGACUUGGCUUGAUAUUUUUGUACAAACAUACUGACAAGAAUGAAGAAGACUGUUUUGAAUUGGCUCAUGGUCUUUCAAGUUUAUUCAAAUUCAAAAGGACAAUUUUCUCAAUUCUACUUCCUGCAUCUGAUUGCUGUAACAUUUUAUGGUGUGUUAUUAUAUGACCUUUUCAUAGUAGCCUUUACUAUAGUGUAUGUCAUGAGCAGAUGACACAUCUGUUGUACCAUGUAUGGCCUUUACUAUAAGUUAUCAGCAGAUGACACAUCUUUUGUACCAUGUAUGGCCUUUACUGUAAGUUAUCAGCAGAUGACACAUCUGGUGUACCAUGUAUGACCUUUACUAUAAAUUGUGAGCAGAUGACACAUCUGUUGUACCAUGUAUGACCUUUACUGUAAAUUGUAAGCAGAUGACACAUCUGUUGUUCCAUGUAUGGCCUUUACUAAAAGUUAUCAGCAGAUUAUAUUUUUAGAACCCAUUUAUUUUUUAUGAACUUCUGAAUAAAAAUAUUUGUUUGACAUUCAA